Messenger RNA from Histoplasma capsulatum G186AR, 1467 nucleotides. Its product is annotated as UDP-N-acetylglucosamine-1-P transferase. The transcript is spliced from 3 exons. The record is from RefSeq and is a predicted model, not a curated record. NCBI's taxonomy places the organism in Eukaryota, Fungi, Ascomycota, Eurotiomycetes, Onygenales, Ajellomycetaceae. Bases 1 to 1404 code for a protein of 467 amino acids. Gene Ontology annotation, cellular component: membrane. Gene Ontology annotation, molecular function: UDP-N-acetylglucosamine-dolichyl-phosphate N-acetylglucosaminephosphotransferase activity. Gene Ontology annotation, biological process: protein N-linked glycosylation; dolichol-linked oligosaccharide biosynthetic process.
AUGAAGGAUGCCCUCACCCGCAAUGAAAUCUGGAGCCUCCUGGCGCUGCUUGUCACCUCUCUGGGGGUUAUCACCAAUACUUUCCAAGGUGACGGCCAACCCUUAAUCACUUCUCUUGCUCUCAGCGGCAUAGCCUUCGCAGCUACUUUUAGUCUAAUACGAUGGCUUGGAGGGGUUUUUGUCAAGGCAGGACUGAAGGGAAGAGACAUGGCGAAGUUGCGACGCGUUGAGCUACCAGAAGCGAUGGGAGCUGUUUGCGCAGUUGUUUAUAUACUAUUGCUGAUAGUUUUCAUUCCAUUCCCAUUCUACAAAGAUAUUGUAGCUGCAACUUCAGGUGGUGGGAAUCGAGACGUUGUAUUAGAGGUGCAACAUGUUGAAACGGGACGUUUUCUUCAUCGCUUCCCUCAUAGUAAGCUUGCCUCGUACCUCUCUGGUCUUUUAUCGCUUCAAUCAAUUUUGAUUCUCGGCAUCGGGGACGACAUGCUUGAUAUCCGAUGGCGGCACAAAGUCCUUAUCCCAGCUCUCGCUUCAAUUCCAAUGCUCAUAGUGUACUUCGUUGAUUUCGGAGUUACCGUUGUGGUUGUUCCGGUUCCGCUGCAGCCAUAUCUGGGCCCCUUCAUUGACCUGGGUUGGCUAUAUUACGUGUAUAUGGCUGCUGUUGCGAUUUUCUGUCCCAACAGUGUAAACAUGCUUGCUGGAAUCAACGGGAUUGAGGUAUCUCAGUCUCUAGUCAUUGCAGUCUUGCUCUUAAUAAAUGACGCUUUAUACCUUACCCCGUUCACCCCCUAUCCUCAUCCAGCGAUGGACUCCCACCUUUUCUCGAUGUAUUUUCUGCUGCCAUUCAUUGCCGUGUCCCUUGCGCUCUGGUUGCAUAAUUGGUAUCCGGCCAAAGUCUUCGUAGGAGAUACCUACUGUUACUUUGCUGGGAUGGUUUUUGCUGUUGUCGCCAUUCUUGGCCAUUUCAGCAAAACUCUUUUACUACUAUUUGUUCCGCAAAUCUUCAAUUUUCUCUACUCUACCCCUCAGUUGUUCCAUCUUAUUCCUUGCCCGAGACAUCGAAUUCCACAUUUUAACCCGCGCACGGGAUUACUUGAACCUUCAGUGACGGAAUGGCCACAUCCACCCAUGUUUAUCGUUUCAAAAGCUCUCGAGCUCCUCCACCGACUACGACUUGUGCGGAUACGGAAAAACGAGGUUGGAGAAAUCAUGGAGUCUACUAAUUUGACGAUUUUAAAUCUCUGGUUGGUAUGGUUCGGCCCAUUGAGAGAAGACAAGCUUGCCACGCAUAUUGUGAUCGUCCAGGCUUUCUGUGGUGUUGCUGGCUUGCUGGUCAGGCAUAAGCUUGCGCUAUGGGUAUUUUCGGAAGACAAUCGUGGAUUCAGAACAUUUGGAAAAGGGCCGUAGACAUAUAUAUACGUCACCAAUUUUAAAAGUUUUAACAGCCCAAUAAUUGUAUUCAUCGAUCAU